AGAUGGGCGAUGAUGGGGCGUGGUCCUUAGGAGGUGGUGGCUAGAUGGUGCCAUGGCGGAAACCCGAAAGGAAGAGGGAGGAGAGGAGGGGCCCAGGGAGACCCCUGAAGGGAGCAAAGCGGAGCCUCCCAACCCCGCAGCCUCGGUGGCCUCCAAAAACUUGGCCUUGCUGAAGGCGCGUUCCUUUGACGUGACCUUUGACGUAGGCGAUGAGUACGAGAUCAUCGAAACCAUCGGCACAGGCGCCUAUGGGGUGGUCUCCUCCGCCCGCCGCCGCCUCACUGGCCAACAGGUGGCCAUCAAAAAGAUCCCCAAUGCCUUUGAUGUGGUGACCAAUGCCAAGCGGACCCUGCGGGAGCUGAAAAUCCUUAAGCACUUCAAGCACGACAACAUCAUCGCCAUCAAGGAUAUCCUGAAGCCUACCGUGCCCUAUGGGGAGUUUAAAUCUGUCUACGUGGUCCUGGACCUGAUGGAGAGCGACUUGCACCAGAUCAUCCACUCCUCUCAGCCGCUGACCCUGGAGCACGUGCGCUACUUCCUGUACCAGCUGCUGCGCGGCCUCAAGUACAUGCACUCGGCCCAGGUGAUCCACCGCGACCUCAAGCCCUCCAACCUGCUGGUGAACGAGAACUGCGAGCUGAAGAUCGGGGACUUCGGCAUGGCCCGGGGCCUCUGCACCGUCCCGGCGGAGCAUCAGUACUUCAUGACGGAGUACGUGGCCACCCGCUGGUACCGCGCCCCCGAGCUGAUGCUGUCGCUGCACAAGUACACCCAGGCCAUCGACCUCUGGUCCGUGGGCUGCAUCUUCGGGGAGAUGCUGGCCCGGCGCCAGCUGUUCCCGGGCAAGAACUACGUCCACCAGCUGCAGCUGAUCAUGACGGUGCUGGGGACCCCGUCCCCGGCCGUGAUCCAGGCCGUGGGCGCCGAGCGGGUGCGGGCCUACAUCCAGAGCCUGCCCCCGCGCCAGCCGGUGCCCUGGGAGUCGGUGUACCCGGGAGCCGACCGGCAGGCCCUGUCGCUCCUGGGGCGCAUGCUGCGCUUCGAGCCGGGCAGCCGGGUCUCGGCGGCCGCCGCCCUCCGCCACCCGUUCCUGGCCAAGUACCACGACCCCGACGACGAGCCGGACUGCGCGCCGCCCUUCGACUUCGCCUUCGACCGGGAGGCCCUGACCCGGGAGCGCAUCAAGGAGGCCAUCGUGGCGGAGAUCGGCGACUUCCACGCCCGGCGCGAGGGCAUCCGCCAGCAGAUCCGCUUCCAGCCCUCCCUGCGGCCCGUGGCCGGGGCCGGGGAGCAGCGCUGCCCGGAUGUGGAGAUGCCCAGCCCCCAGGGACCUGGGGGAGACUGCGCCAUGGAGUCGCCCCCGCCGCCCCCGGGGCCCGGGCCCCGGUCGGACACCAUCGACUUGACCUCGCCUCGUCCCGCCCCGCCCCCCGGGGAGCCGGCCCCCCCUAAGCGGGAGGGGGCCAUUUCCGACAACACCAAGGCUGCCCUCAAGGCCGCACUCCUCAAGUCCCUGAGGAACCGGCUUAAAGAUGGCCCCAGCGCACCUCCAGAGGCUCCUGAGCCCCGGAAGCCAGUGACGGCCCAGGAGCGGCAGCGGGAACGGGAGGAGAAGCGGCGGCGGCGGCAGGAGCGGGCCAAGGAGCGAGAAAAGCGGCAGAAGGAGCGGGAACGCAAGGAGCGAGGCGUCGGGGUGGGAACCGGGCCCCCCGGGGACCCACUGGCUGGGCUGGUGCUGAGUGAUAACGAUCGCAGCUUAUUGGAACGCUGGACCCGCAUGGCCCGGCCCCCGGCCCCAGCCGACCCCGCCUCCCAGCCCGCGGCCCUUCCCUCCGGGCCCACCUCCCAGCCCGCCGGCCCCCCCGCGGCCCCCCCUCCGCUCACCGCCUCCUCGGCCAAUCCCCCGGCCCCCGUCACUCCCCUCCCUGCCUCCCAGCCGGUGCUACCGCCCCCCGGGCCUCUGCCCGGGCUCCCGUCGGCCCCCCUGCCUUACUUUGCCCCCGGACCCCCUGCCCCGGACGCCGGGGGCCCCCAACGGGCCCCUACCUCGGAAUCGCCCGACGUCAACUCGGUGACUCAGCAGCUGUCAAAAUCGCAGGUGGAGGACCUGCUGCCUCCUGUCUUCUCCGGGACCCCGAAGGGCAGCGGGGCAGGUUACGGAGUUGGCUUCGACUUGGAGGAGUUUCUAAAUCAGUCCUUCGACAUGGGAGUGACGGAGGGGCCGCAGGAUGGGCAGGCCGACUCCGCCCCACUGUCGGCCUCCCUUCUUGCCGAUUGGCUGGAGGGUCAUGGCAUGAACCCAGCCGACAUCGAGUCCCUGCAGCAUGAGAUCCAGCUGGACUCCCCCAUGCUGCUAGCGGAUCUGCCGGAUCUACAGGAGCCGUGAGGGGCUUCGGUACCAGGAAUCCAGAAGAGAACUCGGGGCUGGAGCCGGGCAGGGCACCCAGCUUCUGGGGCGAGCGACAAGGGUGGAAGGGAAGAAUCAGUGGCCCGGGUAGCCAGCCCUGCCCUCUUGGAAGGGCACCGGGCCAGGAAGUGUUAAUUUAUUCUCCAGGUUCAUCUCAAACAUAGGCUGCAGCCUCGGGACAGAGAAGACGGAGGAUAAGGAGACAGAACAGGGACCAGUGGGGCCUUUCUCAUCUCGGGGGCUGCCACUUUCAACGCUGUACCUUUUUUUAUAGUCCCGUUCCUAGGAAAUAUAAGACUUAUCCUUGCUUCUGUCUCCAGAUGUCA
Tachyglossus aculeatus (Australian echidna) is the source of this 2733-nucleotide messenger RNA. It is a transcript of the gene MAPK7, whose product is annotated as mitogen-activated protein kinase 7. The record is from RefSeq and is a predicted model, not a curated record. Gene Ontology annotation, cellular component: nucleus; cytoplasm. Gene Ontology annotation, molecular function: MAP kinase activity; ATP binding. NCBI's taxonomy places the organism in Eukaryota, Metazoa, Chordata, Mammalia, Monotremata, Tachyglossidae. Gene Ontology annotation, biological process: cell surface receptor signaling pathway; protein phosphorylation; intracellular signal transduction.